AGAUCUUUUUUAGAAAUGUUUCAAUGCAAAGCUUGUCAAGCCAAAUUAGUUAAUCCGGUUCGAGUAAAUUGUCUUAAAUGUAAAGAUGUAAUUCUAUGUGUCACCUGUUUUUCCAACGGUGAAGAAGUUGGUGAUCAUAAAAAUUAUCAUAACUAUCAAGUAUUGGAACAAUUUUCUUUUCCUUUAUUUACGGAGGAUUGGGUAGCAGAUGAAGAAGAAUUAUUGAUAGAAGGCAUGCAAAUGCAUGGAAUGGGUAAUUGGGAAGACGUUUCAGGAUUUGUUAAAACAAAAUCAAAAGAAGAAUGUGAAAAACAUUACAAGGAAAUCUAUUAUAAUAGCGAUAAAUGGCCAUUACCAAAAAUUGAGAAUGCUGAUAUAAAAUUCAAUGUUGAUGAAGAAUCAAUACGAGAAAGGAAACGACGUCGUUAUGAGAUGAUGGAUAUUCCUAGAAAGUUAAAGGUGACAGUUUUGGAAAUAUAUAAUAAAAAAUUAGAUAAACGAGCAGAUAGAAAAAGAUUAAUAUUUGAACAUGAUUUAAUAAAUUAUAAAAAUAAUAAAACUUUUGAGGAAGAGAACUAUAAAACCAAAGAAGAAAAAGAAUUUGCAAAUAGGAUUAAACCAUUCACACAACUAUUAUGUAAAAAAGAUUACACUACAUUUAGAGACGAUUUAGAGGAUGGAAUAAAAGCAAAAAUAGAAAAAAGAUUAGAGUAUCGUAAAAUGGGAAUAAAGACUCAUUCAGAAUCAUCGAGAUAUGAAAGACGAAAAUUACAAAAAGAAAUAAAUCGUGAACUUGCUGCACAGCCACAUACUGGACAUUUAACAAAUGUUUCAGGCAGUGAUAGAUUAGCUGCUCGAUAUGUAUCUAAAGUGUCGCCUGUACGAUUUAAUGAGGUAUUGAUCUAUUCAACAAAAGCAACACCAGCAAAAAAACACGUACGUUCUCACACUGGAGUCCUAAGAAAAGAGCUUUUAACAGCAGAAAAAAAUUAUCCAAUUACUUGUCUUAAUUUAUGGGAAAAAUAUUCUGUUCAAGAAUCAAAUGAUAAAGAAAGCUUCCAAAAAGCAUUUAUCAAUCAUGUAACAACUACACUUGCUAGAUCCAUUUAUAAUGUUGACGAUUUUAGUGCUUAUCAAGCAACUGCUCACACAGAUACAUUGAUUAAGCGUUGGAAUUAUACCCAACAGAGACAUACUGAGGUUGAUCCUAAGCGUGUUUAUUAUUUAUCAUUGGAAUUCUUGUUGGGUCGAUCAUUGGACAAUGCUCUUCUUAAUUUAAGAGUAAAAGAUGUUUGUGGAGAGGGAAUAAAAGAAUUAGGUUUUAGUAUGGAGGAUGUUCUUGAUCAAGAAGUUGAUGCUGCACUUGGUAAUGGAGGUCUAGGCCGUCUGGCUGCUUGUUAUAUGGAUUCUUUAGCCACUUUAAAUAUUCCAGCCUGGGGGUAUGGUCUUCGUUACACUUAUGGUAUUUUUCAACAAAGAUUAAAGGAUGGACAUCAAGUAGAAUUCCCUGAUUAUUGGUUAAAUUUUGAUAACCCUUGGGAAUUGCCACGUCUUGAUGUUGUAGUUGAUGUUAAAUUUGGUGGAUCUGUUAAUAAAUAUACUGAUAAAAAUGGCUGUGAAAGAUAUUCCUGGGAGGGUUCUGACACUGUAGAAGCUGUUGCCUACGAUGUUCCCAUUCCAGGUAAUAGAAUAUUUAAAGAAAUUAUAUUUAAAUUUAGUAAACCUAAACGUCAAUUUGAUCUUAAAUAUUUCAAUGAGGGAGAAUAUGAGAAAGCUGUGCAAGAACAAAAACAAGCCGAAAAUAUAACUGCAGUGUUAUAUCCUAAUGAUAAUCACAUGGUUGGAAAAGAAUUACGUCUUAAACAACAAUAUUUCUGGGUUGCUGCAAGUCUUCAUGACAUUGUUCGCCGGUUUAAAAAAUCAGAGAGACCAUGGAACACUCAUCCAACUCUAGCAAUUGUUGAACUUCAAAGAAUUUUAGUUGAUAUUGAAAAACUUGAUUGGGAUGAAGCAUGGGAAAUUGUUACCAAAACAUUUGCUUUUACAAAUCACACUAUACUUCCUGAAGCUAUGGAGAAAUGGCCAGUUCCUAUGGUUUCAUAUAUUUUACCAAGACAUAUGCAAAUAAUAUUUGAUUUAAAUCUUUUCUUUUUACAAAAAGUUGAAAAAAAAUAUCCAAAAGAACGAGAUCUUUUAGCCAAAUUAUCAAUUAUUGAAGAAGCAUCUCCACAAUUUGUCAGAAUGGCACAUCUUGCUAUUGUUGGUUCACAUCGUGUUAAUGGAGUUGCUGAACUUCAUUCAAGAUUAAUUAAGGAAACGACAAAUUUGAAAACAAGACCAAUGGUAUUACUCCUCGCAGGUACUCAUUUGUUAAUUCAUGGAUGGUUACAUCAAGCAAAUCCUAAAUUAAGUGAUUUGAUAACAGAAACAUUGCAAACUAAAGAAUGGUUAAAAGAUUUAUUCAUAUUAAAAAAUUUAACAAAAUAUGCUGAUAAUCCAGAUUUCAAGAAAAAAUGGAAAGCUAUCAAACAUUCAAAUAAGGUGCGUUUGGCUGACUAUAUUAAAACACAUACUAACAUAAUAGUAAAUCCAAAUGCCUUAUUUGAUGUUCAAGUAAAAAGAAUUCAUGAAUAUAAAAGACAGUUUAUGAAUAUUUUGGGUGUUAUUCAUCGUUAUAAUGCUUUGAAAAAAUUGAGUGCUGAUGAAAUUUCAAAUGUUGUCCAUCGUGUUGUUAUAUUUGGUGGUAAAGCUGCUCCUGGUUAUUAUAUUGCUAAAUUAGUAAUAAAAUUGAUAAACAGUGUUGCAGAAGUUGUUAAUAAUGAUGAAAGUAUUUAUGAUUCUUUGAAAGUUGUUUUUAUACCAGAUUACAAUGUAUCAGUUGCAGAAAUUAUUAUUCCAGCUUCAGACAUUUCACAACAUAUUUCAACAGCUGGUACAGAAGCUUCUGGUACAAGCAAUAUGAAAUUUGUGUUGAAUGGUGGUUUGAUUCUUGGAACAGUUGAUGGUGCUAAUGUUGAAAUUCACCAAGAAAUUGGCGAUGAAAAUAUUUUCAUGUUUGGAAAUUUGGCUGAUGCUGUUGAUGAUUUAAGACAUGCUCAUAGAUAUCGAAAUGUCGAGAUGGAUCCAAAACUAAAAGAAGUUUUAACAAGUAUCGAAUCUGGACAAUUUGGUGAUCCAAGAAUAUUUUCUCCAUUAAUCAAUACAUUAACAAUAGGCAAAGAUUAUUAUUUAGUUUCCGAUGAUUUUGGAUCAUAUCUUCGAUCACAACAAAUGAUUGAUGAAGCUUAUAAAGAUCAAGAUGAAUGGAUAAAGAAAAGUAUUUUUUGUACUGCUCUUAUGGGCAAAUUUUCUUCUGAUCGUGCUAUUCAAGAAUAUGCAGAUAUAGAAAUUUUCGACAUAGAUGAACUAGCACAGGGUCAUCCGGUGCAUACAAAACACGAGGUCUCAGAGCCUCUUGAGGCCAGUUCAAAUAUACGGAUCUUAUCGAUAUUAUAUGAUGUUGAAGGUGAGUCAGAGGUUGGGGAAAGCAGUAGGGGUCUUGGAAGAGGAGGUGAUAUUGGAGGUGCCAGUGACGUUGGGGGAGGCGGUGCUGGUGACGUUGGGUCCUUUCUUAUUGCUAUAUCUCGAAAGCUUUAUGUUCUAAAAGAGAAAUAA
Entrophospora candida is the source of this 3654-nucleotide messenger RNA. NCBI's taxonomy places the organism in Eukaryota, Fungi, Glomeromycota, Glomeromycetes, Entrophosporales, Entrophosporaceae. The record is from the annotation of a GenBank genome assembly.